Messenger RNA from Triticum turgidum subsp. durum (durum wheat), 2286 nucleotides. The record is from the annotation of a GenBank genome assembly. Lineage: Eukaryota; Viridiplantae; Streptophyta; Magnoliopsida; Poales; Poaceae.
AUGGAGUGCAACAAGGAUGAGGCCCUUAGGGCGAAGGAAAUUGCAGAGAGGAAGUUCCAAUCCAGGGACCUGCAGGGGGCCAAGAAAUUCGCCCUCAAGGCCAAGGCUCUCUUUCCGGAUCUCGAAGGUAUUGUGCAGAUGAUCACUACCUUGGAUGUUUACCUUACUUCGGAGGUGAAGAUUGCUGGUGGGAAGGACUGGUACUCUAUCCUUUCCGUGGACAUGUCGGCAGAUGAUGAAACUCUGAAGAAGCAGUACAGGAAGUUGGUGCUUCAGCUCCAUCCCGACAAGAACAAGUCAGUUGGUGCUGAGGGUGCUUUCCAGAUGGUUCAAGAGGCAUGGACCGUGCUGUCCGACAAAACCAAGAGAGCGCUGUUUGACCAAAAAAGGAAACUGAUUGCAAUGCAACAGAAGACAUCUCAAUCAAAUAAGACAAGUGCAGCCAAUGGCUUUGAACAUUUCGCAGCCAAAGCACCCGCUUCCAAGGCAAGUGCAAACAAAGAAAAGACAGGAUCAGCAACAUCUGCAGUGCGCCAGCGCCCGCCCCCGCCCCCACCCCCACAGCGCCCGUCUCCACCCCCGCCACCACAGCGGCCGCUUCCCCGCCAUCAGGCUGCUGCUCCAGCUCCACCUCCAGCAGCACAACCUACAUUUUGGACCUCAUGCAACAGGUGCAAGAUGAAUUUUGAAUACCUCAGAGAGUAUUUAAAUCGCAAUCUGCUUUGCCCUAGCUGCCGCGAGCCAUUCAUAGCAAAAGAGGUUCCGAUGCCACCACCUGAGGUUGUUCAGGCAGUACGUGAUUCAAACAUCCGUGGUGCAACUCACGAUGCAAGCACUGGCAGAAAGUUUCAGUGGGGUCUGUUCUCAAGGACAGCUGGUCCAGCUAGUGCUACUGCAUCAUCUGCUGCUGGUGCUCAAGCUGCUAAUAUGGUUCAUCAGACGUAUGAGAAAGUCAAGAGAGAGAGGGAGGAGGCGCAAGCUGCAGCAAGAAGGGAAGAAGCUCUUCAGAGGAAGCACAAUCCUCUAAAAAGGAAAGCAAAUGUGUCCGAGAAUGUUAACCAUGGAAUGGGUGAUGUUGCAUCUGGAAAGAAGAUGAAAACUGUGGGUAACGAUGCUGGAGUUGGUUCUUCCUCCAUUCUCUCAGGUCCAUGGGCCAAUUAUGUUGGAACGCCUGGUGGAACUAUACCAUUUUCAAGCAACAGUGGAGCCUUUGAGUUUCAAGGUGCUAAUGGUGUGAUACCGAAUUGGAGACCCAGGCCUUCUACUCGGAUCAGCGUAACUAGGACUUUCUCUAAGAAGGAUAUUAGGAGCAUUUUGAUUGACAAGAUGAAGAGCAAUUUGAGGGAGAAUCUAAAGGAGAUAAGAAGUAAACCACUCCAAGUUACAGUUAAUGGAAAAGCUAGCGAGAAACAUGUGGUUAACGAACAUGUUGAGGGUAAUGAAACUCUUGCAUCAGAUGAUUCUACCGCAAACAAAGAUGUCUCUGCUGAUCCAGAGGAGAAUGGUUCUUCUAAUAGCGCAGAUGCUGAAAAUGAAGAUGACAACACUUUCUCCUAUACUGUUCCUGAUCCUGAUUUCCAUGAUUUUGACAAGGAUCGUACUGAGGAAUCUUUUCAGAGUGAUCAAAUUUGGGCUUCAUAUGAUGAUGAAGAUGGUAUGCCUCGUUAUUACGCAUACAUUCAGAAAGUUAUCUCCUUGACUCCAUUUAAGGUCAAAAUAAGUUAUCUCGCAUCGAGGACAAAUAGUGAAUUUGGACCAUUGAAUUGGGCUUCUUCUGGCUUCAUAAAGACAUGCGGUGAUUUCAGGAUUGGUAAAUACGAAACCGUAGAUAUAAUCAAUAUGUUCUCUCACCAGAUAAAAUGGGAGAAAGGUCCACGUGGGGUGGUCAAAAUUUAUCCGCGGAAAGGUGAUAUCUGGGCUUUGUACCGAAAUUGGUCCCCUGACUGGAAUGGAGAUACUCCUGAUAAUGUGCUUCAUGUUUAUGAUCUGGUUGAGGUACAGGAUGAUUAUGAUGAAGAUAAUGGAAUUUCUGUCAUUCCCUUGAUUAAGCUCACUGGAUUUCGAACAGUUUUCCAGCAUCAUCAGGACCGGGAUGCCAUCAAGAGGAUUCCAAAGGGAGAGAUGUUUCGGUUUUCACAUCAGGUUCCCUUUUACAGGAUGUCAGGGGAAGAAGCUCCAAAUGUCCCUAAAGGUAGCUUUGAGGUAGAUCCAGCUGCUAUCUCUAAAGAACUUCUUCAGGGAAUCACUGAAACUGUGAAGGAGGCAGAGGGAACUUCUAAAUGCUGA